AUCGGAAUGAUCGAAGAAAACUUGACUUUCAAAGUUUUCUUUCACGAAGAUGACACGGAAACACCUAUCUUUAUAGAAACUAUUACUUUAUUUGGCGAAACGUAUGACGUUGCUGUUGACAUUAAUUAUGCAAAUCCAAUUGAUUUAAAAUGCGUGAAGGUUGGUUUUCCUACGAGCGCAAAUUUUACAAUAAACAAUCGAGGAAAUCAUGAAGUUAAAUAUGCAAAUAAACAAGAAUUUACCACUAUGUUAAAAAUUGGUUUCUUUACUGUGACAAAAACCGAAGGAGACCUUCAGCCUGGAGAGAUCGAUACCGUGGCAAUUGAAUGUUAUCCUGAAUUCGUAGGUUCUCAAGAAGAAAACAUAAUAAUUCUCGUUCCUGAUAGCGUUCCCGAAGAUAGAAAUGGCAAAUUGAUAAAAUUAUCCGUUAAUUCCUGCAUACCAAGUGUCAAUCUUCAAGAUCUCGACACUAUAUUCCAUGAAAAUCAUAUUGUGAAUCACAUUGAAGACUUUAUUUGUUCAAAAGAAAUCGGUACACAUACCAUAUUCGCACGUCAAGAGAAAUGCCUGUACUUCCGUUACGUCAGUGUGUUUCACACUCAUACGGCAUACCUUGUACUUUACAAUCGAAAUGUAAUACCUGCCGAUGUAAAAUUGACCUUAAUCACGGAUUCAUUUACACCGAAAACUAUGAGAUCUGAUACUUUCGUUCUGAUACCCGAAAGAGAACGCAUUCAACCAAUGAGUCACAAGAGAUUCGCGAUUUCAUUCAAUCCGACGUUUAUAGAGACAUGUUAUGCAAUCUUCGAUGUAGCAGUCGAACUUCCCCCGCAUUUGAAGGAUGAAAAAUUUUCCGUUAAAUUAGUAGGACAAGCUUGCGUGCCAGAAGUGACAAUCAUCGAACCACCGAGCACAAAACGAGAACGAACUGUUUUAAAUUUUGGUCGUACACUUACGUGUCUCGAAUGUACAGUCUGUGCAAUUGAGCUCGCCAAUUCCGUGAAAGAAUCAUCAUGGGACGAUCGAGAGACACAGGUGCGAUGGGUAACAAUAAAUUCGGAUGCCAAGGAGCCAAAUGCAGAAAUAGCUAAAAAAACAAUUGAGCCUGUUAACGAGCCGAAACAUGAAAUCAUUCCUGGUACGAUGAAGUGCAUCCAAGUGUUACUUAACGCCAUCGUAGCAUUUUCCCAAUAUUCUUGCUCCGUUAAAGAAAUCAAUUUCAAGAACACGCUAAUGUUUCAGAAUUUUAUCGAGGUUAAACCAACUGUUCGCUGUCCAUCCGAUCUCUUCAGCAGCAGUGCCGGAUUGACGGAACGAAGUAGCGAUAGCUGGUUAGAGAGCGACGAUUUACCUUUUGAAAUUUAUCCCGAGAAGGGAAUUUUACUCCCGGGUGAAUCUGUGGAAUGCAUCUUGAGAUUCUCUCCUAUGGACGUGUUCGAUUACAAAGCGUAUCUUGCAUGCAAAAUGGAGAAUCUCGAGCUACCAGAGUUGAUUAUUCCCAUCAUCGGAAGAAGUUUGUUGCCAUACUGUCACUUCGACAUAUCGGAAAGUGACUAUCUGUCCAGCGGUAGACGCGACAUGAAACUGCCUGGACCCAUCGGUUAUCAACCGGAUGAUAAUUCUCUUCCGGAGGGCACGAGAGUGAUUGAGCUCGACGUGAUCGGAAUCAGCGGGUCUCAUUUAAAAAAAUUCCGAAUGAUAAAUCCGACAUCAGAUGAUUAUCAUUUUAUCUGGGAAGAUCGUACUCAUCACGUCGAAGACGAGAUUCCAAAAUUUCAUUGUGCACUUCCGGAAGGAAUCGCUGAGAGAGGAAAACAAGUCGACUUCGCAUUUACGUUUCUCGCAGAGAAUAUCGGCACUUUCGAAUCUUUUUGGUUGUUCCGCGUUGAAAAAUAUAAUCUGGAGUAUCUCUUUUUAUUCGUCGCGACGGUCAGAGAACCAUCGAUUUGUUGUCUUCGUGUCCAUUUAAAAAUGAGGCCAACCGUAAUAGGCGUCAAUGUGCGAGAAUCGAUAAGCAUCAUCAAUAAAGAGAAAUUUCAGAUUCCCUUUCAGAUCACGCGAGACUCUUUAUAUUCUGAAGGAUGUCUUCAAUAUUUGAAAAUAACGCCCAUAAAUGGCAUUUUGCCUGCAAAAGGCGAACAAAUAUUUUGGAUCGAAUAUCAGCCUACACUUGUUGGCGAAUUUCAAUUUUCUGUAAAAUGCAUUAUAAAAGGAAUGAAGACACCAUUGACUAUAUUUAUUACAACGAUAACAUACGAUAUUAUUGUUUCGGUUACAUAUGUCGAUCAGAACAGCCAGAUAGUUCAAUUAAAUCAAGAUAAAGAGAAUAUUAUUGAUUGUGGAAAAUUAUUGUUAAAAGCGCCCAUUACUAUCGUGUUUGAAAUAAUAAACUCGAGCAAAAUGACGCUUUAUUAUUCUUGGGAUCUUGGAAUGACAUCAGAAAUAAUUAGCAGAAAUAUAUACACGAUUGUAAUGCCUCAAAAGCAGGACCAUGUGCUUAGCAAAUCACGUUCCAUCUGUUCUCUCAUUGUUACAGCAUUACAAAAGACGAUGAUAAAGAAUCAUCCUAUUCUCUUGAAGAUUUCCAGAGGGCCGACCUAUCGUCUAAUCUUAAAAGCGACGGCAAACAAACCAAUUUUAGAGUUUAGUUUUAAUUAUUACGACUUUGGACCUUGCUAUAUUCGAGAUGUUUCUGCGACUCCUUAUCACGUCGAUUUACGCAUUACGAAUUCAGAUGAUGUUUCGUACAUACUGGAGUGCAAGUUUGAAGAGAAACCACACAUCUCUGUAAAUCUGGACGCUCUUUCAGAGAAAAUAGUCGCUCGAUCAAGUAUUAUAAUUCCGAUAAUAUUUCGACCUUUGGAACAGGUGCACUAUCACGAUGAUUUACAUUUUAUAAUCAAUUCGACGAUCGAAAAAAAAAUUACUAUAACUGGCGAGGGAAUUAUAUAUAAGAUUCGUUUAGUAAAUCCAUGCGACAAAUCGGUGAAUCUUGGUAGCCUACUGAUUAACAAAACAACAAGCAGAAAAGUGCCAGUGAUCAAUGAUGGACGUGCUGCACUCGAAUUAAAGUUCGAUCUCAUAAAGAAUCUACCUGGAUAUGAUCUAUUUCAUGAAAGAAUUCAAAAUUGUCCAUUGAUCAAUCAGGAGAACUCCAAAAUGGAUCGCACUCAAGCUUCGAUAACUGAAAUAAAACGUUCGAAUACUCUUGACGAAACUCUUCAGAUGGAACCUAAUUUGUCUCAAGUUCUGGAGAUCGAGCCGGCAGAAUCAAUCGUACUUCAGCCAGGGAAAAUCGCGAAUAUUGUCGUAAAAUACAAACCUAUUCACAGGAUGCACCCUUUUGUCGUUAAGGUGGCUUUUCAAACCAAUUCUACGAUCCAACCGUUAUUUAUUUUGCGCGGAAGCUGUAUAGGCGCGGAAUUCCAUUUGAACAGGACUUAUGUGCCUUUCGGUAUCGUUGUUCAAGGUUGUCUUAGCGAAGCAAAGAUAAUGUUAUUGAAUACGGGAGAUAUUGGUACCAGAUUCAAGUGGAACACGUUGAAAUUGCCCGAAGACUUUAACAUCGCUCCUGCAACUGGCUAUUGCUCUCCUGGUAUGGACGUCAAUUUCAUUGUCAGUUUCCAACCUAUUCGGCAUGAUAGUUUGAUCGAGGGCAAUAGUACGUUGCUUCUAAAACUGCCGGAUGACAAAGGUUCUUUAGUGUACUGUCUUCGAGGGCUUAGUCUACCUCCACAAGUUCUCCAAAGGAUUACACGUCAAUUUCCGGCAAAGACAAAAUACACUGAAUUAUUAUCUGUUUACAAUUGGCUCAGUAAACAACAACGAUUCGAAUGCCAAAUUGAGAAUAUGAACGGCAAAGAGCCCGUCGAGAAUGUCGAAAUGUUCACUUUUGUCGGCAACAGCAAGAUAGACAUUCCAGCAAAUGGCCAACGAGAUUAUCGCGCAGAGUUUUAUUCCUACAAAGAAUCAAAAUAUAAUUUUAAGGUAACAUUCACUAACGAAGAGGGCGAAUAUCAAUUUUAUGAACUCCAGUAUGAUAUUACAAGACCACAAGAGAUCGAAUCGAUUAAACUGAUCACUGUGGUACGAUCUCCGGUGUGCCAUGCUUUAAAACUUGAUAAUCCAUUUAAGAAGCAGCACGUAACAUAUACGGCAAAAUGUCAGCAUCCCUGCAUCACAAUUCAAGACGUACCAAAGCUCGUAGCACCAUUAUGCAGCGAAAAUAUCAGAAUCAAGUACCACCCUUUACAUUCCGCCGAGGAAAUUACGGUAGCUUUGAACGUCAACUGCGAGGAACUCGGAUUGUUUCCCUACGAGCUGCGAUUGCGAGCGAUACCAGCACCACCAGAGAAAACGACGCGCGUUGAUGCGAUGCUCGGUAGUUCUGUCACUUUUUCCCUGAACAUAAUCAAUCAUGCCGAGAACACUGCAAUAUUCACUAUCAAGGUGAAUAAUGAAUGCUUUACGAUUUCGAAAGACAUCGAGGUGCCGGCGUUGAAAAGUACAUCAUUCGACGUAACUUACGAACCCUGCGACGUCGAAAAUGUCUCUGCUACUUUGACAGCCACAUCUGAGAUUGCCGGCGAAUUUGUAAAAAUAGUGACCAGGUUCCACUCCAUCCACGGUGAGAACAUUCUCCUGUGCGAGGACAGCACGGUCGCGGUACGGACUACGAGCUUUGCCAAUUCGGUGGCCUUCAGCGAGAAACCGUUACAGCCAGGGGAGAUCUUUCUCGUAGAGAUCGAGAAGACUGAGAGAGGAUGGAGCGGACACAUGCGACUGGGUCUCACUUUGAUCGAUCCAGCUUCGGUCAACAACAAUCUGCCUCAAUAUGCAAUGCCCAAUCUGGUUAGAUUAGGCAACACAUGGAUCCUCGCUAUAACUAGGAAUCAAACUAUCUGGGACAAUUUUGAUGGUGGUCUAUCUUCCACAUACACUUCUAUCACAGGACUACCACCAGGAAUACCAGCCAGAGAGAAGAAAUUGGUCACAGAUGGAGUCAACGUGCAAACGUCACGCGGUGUUAUUCCUUUUAAUGCUCUAAAACCAAAUAUAGACGGUUCUUCUCAAUGCAUCCUGCCUACAGAUGCAGGUAGUCGUAUUGGUAUCAUGUAUGUACCGCAGGCCGGUUGUCCUGAUAAAGCAGAAAUGCAUUUUAUCAUUAACGGUGAGGAUCAGGGUGUAUGCGGCAAGGAUAUUCCUUAUAAAGCGGGACCUUUGCGUGCAGUUGUGGAUGUUUACGGUACCACGAAACAAGUUCGAAUAGUUCAAUUGUAUGGAGUAUCAACAUUACAGAGUGCAUGCCGUGAUGCUAUAUUACAAUACACCAAGAGAAACGCAGUCAAUCUGCUCCCUUUGCCAAGACUGCUGAAAGAUUAUCUCUUAUAUCAAUCGCAGUGAGAAUCAGCUCAUUCCGCUUUUGCAUAUGUUAGGAAACAUUACCUGUCAAUUUCUAUAUCUUUUCCCAGUGAUAUCUUCAGUGUUUAUAUAUGCGUAACAUGUAUGUUCUAUUCAUUAUUGAAGACUGCCGAAUCAUGUCGAUUCAAAGCGUUGGUACGAAUAUUCGUUUCUAUAAACAUAUCUUUUCGAAAUGUAUACGAUAGAAAUGAUUGACUACGUUUAACAAUAAUAAUGGAGAAUUCUUUUUGUGCGUUUUGAAGAUUUUUCUGAGGCAGAAACGCUAAAUCAUAACGUGUAUAUAGUGUAACGAAAUGUUGAUCGCUGCAAAAUCGAAAAAUUCAGCGAGAUCAUAUUGAAAGUUUAAAUAUACUAUUAUUUGGAAAUAACAUGGGGCAUAACAAUGCCAUAUAUAUAUAAAAGUUAGAUAUAUUUUCAGGCAGUUACUUUUAUUUUACUUAUAUUUCCUGAUUUCUCUAUUUAUGAGAUAUGUAGAUUAAGUUACA
Messenger RNA from Atta colombica, 5906 nucleotides. Its product is annotated as hydrocephalus-inducing protein. Gene Ontology annotation, cellular component: axoneme. Lineage: Eukaryota; Metazoa; Arthropoda; Insecta; Hymenoptera; Formicidae. The record is from RefSeq and is a predicted model, not a curated record. The transcript is spliced from 23 exons. Bases 7 to 5403 code for a protein of 1798 amino acids. Gene Ontology annotation, biological process: cilium movement; axonemal central apparatus assembly; intracellular signal transduction.